Molecule: messenger RNA, 1239 nt
Organism: Brassicogethes aeneus
Lineage: Eukaryota; Metazoa; Arthropoda; Insecta; Coleoptera; Nitidulidae
Source: the annotation of a GenBank genome assembly
UCGAAAUUAGACGAAGAAGAAGAACAUAUUUCUCCUUUAAGUUUUGACAUUUUGUUGGUUGAUUCACCACAUUAACAUUGUUUACGUUUUUCCAAUUAUAAACUCCCAUUUUAGUAAUUAGUAACUGGUAAAUUCUCUUAGACAAAGAUGGACCCAAAUAGCGAUGAUGAAAGUGGAAACACAAAAUCUUCAAAGCAAAGCAACGUUCUACCUUUGUGGGGAAAUGAAAGAACAAUGAAUUUAAACCCCCUUAUAUUAACGAAUAUUCAAAGCUCCCACUAUUUUAAAGUCAAUUUGUAUGAACUAAAAACAUACCACGAAGUCGUAGAUGAAGUAUAUUAUAAAGUAGCCCAUCUAGAACCAUGGGAAAAAGGAUCUCGGAGGACUUCAGGACAAACUGGUAUGUGUGGGGGUGUACGUGGUGUUGGAGCUGGUGGAAUAGUAUCUACUGCCUACUGCCUACUAUACAAGCUAUUCACUUUAAAGCUCACCAGAAAACAACUAAAUGGUCUUAUAACACACUGUGAUUCACCUUACAUCCGAGGGUUAGGCUUUAUGUAUAUUCGCUACACAAUUCCUCCGCCACAGCUACUAGAAUGGUAUGAACCCUACCUUGAAGAUGAGGAGGAGUUGGAUGUUAAGGCUGGUGGGGGACAGGUAAUGACAAUAGGAAGUAUGUUGAGACAGUGGUUGGUCAAGUUGGAAUGGUUUUCUACUUUAUUUCCCAGAAUUCCAGUUCAUGUGCAACAGAAAAUACAGAAGCACUUAGAGAGCCACUUUCCUCCUACCGCCGUGACCGUGGCAAACGAGCGGGCACGUGAAGAUCGCAUAGAGCAGCGCAGCAGAGAGCGACAGGGCCCCGUUCGCGAAGACUUGCGUCGCGAUUUUUUGCGAGACGACGACCGAGAUCGCGACGCUCGCACGCAAAGGCGCGGCGGAGGCGGCAGAGAGGAACGGAGCGGGGCCGACCGUGGCGGCGAUCGUUAUCGAAGGGACCGCGAUCGCGAUCACCGAAAGUACAAAGAAAGGAGCCCAGUCGGGGAGCGGCGCAACAGCAGAGAGAGGAGUCCUUACAGAUCGCAGCACCAUCGCAGCCAGGAGAGGGACCGCAGGCGCGAAAGAUACCACUAACGAUGUUUUCUAUAAUAAUGGAUAUUUAUAUUAACGCACUUGAAUCCUGUUUUUUUCCAAUAUGAGUAACUGUUUAUUUAAGAUAAAAUACACGAAUAUGAUAAGUAA